GACAAAAUGAGAUUAUAGACGCACAGAGAUGAAUUGUCGACAUAAAGCAGCAGGAACAACAUGGGGGUGCUGUUUCCCUUAAUUUUCUCGCUCACUUCCAGUCAUACCGGUCGUCGGCCCAGUGACACCACGCCGACGGAACGAGAACUCGCAGCCGAAGUAUAUAAUUCACUCAAAAGGCAUCAAGAACUCCAUGGGUUUCUCUGUUUCUCUCAAAAGCUUACUUCGAGCAUUCCUGACGCCAGACUGUUAGAGUUAUACGACAAUGCUCUUCGAAAAAUUAUACUUGGAUGUACAGUUUCAACUGGACGACCCCUCUGCCGAAUUCAAUGUUGGAGACAGGAUUCAGGGAACGGUUCUCGUCACCCCACGAAAAGACAUCUCACCACAUCGGCUGAGCAUCUCUCUUGAAGGACCGAAAACGCCGUACCACUUCCACCGUCUACAGCCUGCCAGACUUUCCUUCAUAUAGACCACCCGCUCGACGUUAAACAUCUAGUACAAUCCGGCUCAUUAUUGCAGGCUGGAGUACAAUACGAGAUUCCAUAUGAGUUUGUGGUGC
Aspergillus ibericus CBS 121593 is the source of this 562-nucleotide messenger RNA. RefSeq lists its product as uncharacterized. The coding region runs from base 61 to 411 and encodes 116 amino acids. Lineage: Eukaryota; Fungi; Ascomycota; Eurotiomycetes; Eurotiales; Aspergillaceae. The record is from RefSeq and is a predicted model, not a curated record. The transcript has 2 exons.